This is a messenger RNA of Frieseomelitta varia, 2196 nucleotides long. RefSeq names its product carbonyl reductase [NADPH] 1-like. The coding region runs from base 895 to 1725 and encodes 276 amino acids. NCBI's taxonomy places the organism in Eukaryota, Metazoa, Arthropoda, Insecta, Hymenoptera, Apidae. The record is from RefSeq and is a predicted model, not a curated record. Gene Ontology annotation, molecular function: carbonyl reductase (NADPH) activity. The transcript is spliced from 5 exons.
CUGUUAUCAUUUUAAUUUGCAUUCGUAUUUUUUUAUCAAGUUCAUUACACAAAUGUUCUAUAGAAUUUAGAUCGGGACUUUGUGGUGUUCAAGAAAACAAUGAAAUAUUAUUUUCCUCGACAAAUUUUUUAACCAUUUUCGCGGUAUGUUUCGAAUUGUUAUUGCGUUGAAACGUAUAUAAAUUUGUUCAAAUACAAUUGAUGGAAUUUUUCAAUUGAUGGAAAUAAAUUUUCAUGUAAUAUAUUUAUAUAUUUUGUUGCCGCUAACAUACCUUCAAUAACUAAUUUUUCAUCUCGUUCAUUGUUGAAACAACUUUACAUCAUUAUGUAUUCUCCAUUGUGUUUUACACUUGAGAUGAUAAUGCUUUGUUUAAAAGUUUCCCUUUCUCCGUCCCUCCUCUCAUACAUAUUUCUUUCAUGUUUGAUUUUAAUUCACAUUUGGAUGAUUUGCAAUCAUCACUCCCAAUUAUUGAUUUCCAGAAUGAAAUCAGUUUUUUGUACUGCUCCUUAUCAAUCGUUUGAGCAUUUGAAAUUUUAAUUUUGUCUAUCAUCUUUUCGACACGCUACAAAUUGGGAAUAAUUUGGAGAAUAAUUUCAAAAAUGCAAUAUUGUUUGAAUGUAUGUAAAGCUUUGUUUUGAUAAUUCGUUUCGAUAUACUGAGCGAUUGCUCACAAUGUCAAUAAUGUCAAGACAGAAAAAGCCGAAGACUUUUUUUAUUAUACCAUGACAAUAAAUAGUUAUUAGUAAGUUAGAUAAAGACUGACACGACUAUAUAUAAUCUUAAUAACGUACAUUCAAUCCAGUAAGACAUACGAACAUAAAUCGAACUACUUAUAUAUUGCGUUUAAUUUUUUCGAAUUAUUAUUUUUAAAAAGAUCAUUUUGAAAUACUCAACAUGACUCAACGUGUAGCUGUUGUAACCGGUGCAAAUAAAGGCAUUGGAUUUUCUAUUGUAAAACAACUUUGCAAACAAUUUGAUGGAAUUGUGUAUUUAACAGCUCGUGAUAUUAUUCGAGGAUACAAUGCUAUUAGGAAACUCAAACAACAAGGUUUAAACCCAAAUUUUCAUAAACUUGAUAUUACUGAUGAUGAUAGCAUUUCUACUUUUCAUGAUUAUUUAAAAGAAAUGUAUGAUAGACUGGACAUAUUAAUAAACAAUGCUGGUAUUGCAUUUAAGGAGUCAGCUACAGAACCCUUUUCUAUACAAGCUGAAGAGACAUUGAGAGUAAAUUAUUUUGCUUUAAGAAAAGUGUGCAAGAAGCUUUAUCCAUUAUUGAAACCACAUGCACGUGUAGUACACGUGUCAAGUUCUUCUGGUCGUUUAAAGUCCAUUUCUAAUGAAUCACUAAGAAAAAAAUUUUUAGAUCCAAAUCUUACAGAGGAAGAAUUAGAUAAUAUUUUACAUGGAUUUGUUAAUGCUGCAAAGGAGAACAGACAUUUGGAAGAAGGAUGGCCAAAUUCUGCUUAUAUUAUAAGCAAAAUUGGAGUAUCUGCUCUAGCUGGAAUUCAUCAAAGAAUGUUUGAUUCUGAUCCUAGAGAAGAUCUUGUAGUAAAUUCUGUACAUCCUGGUUUUGUAAACACUGAUAUGACUGGUCACAAAGGUAUUUUGUCACCUGAUCAAGGUGCUGAAGCUCCUGUCUAUGGCGCAUUACUACCAAAAAAUACUGAUAUAAGGGGUAAAUAUGUCUGGUAUGACAAGGCAUUGGUGAUAUGGGCAAAGACAUAAAUGAUAAUAUAAAUUAUCUUAAAUAUAUGGUUUAAAAAGAUAUGCCUUUAUAUAUAGUUAUUAUAUAUAUGUACAUUAAAGUUUUCUAUUUUUUAAUGAAAUUUAUUAAUUUUGUAUGUAAUUAAUGUUUUUUCUUUUUUUCUUUUUUUUAUAUAAAACAUAAUAAAAAAUAAUUUCAAAGAAUUGUUAUGAUUAGAAACUAUUUUUUUAAUGUUAUAUGUUAAUUCAAUUUACACAUUUGAAGAUAUAUAAAUUUAUAAUUUACAUGUUCAUUGUAUACAUUGUUGAUUUCAAUAGUAAAAAAUAAAUCAUAUUAGAUAUUUUUACAUCUAAUAUCAAUAUAAAUUAUCUCGCUUGAACUGCUGCUUCCUUGCGGGCAGCGUCUUGUAAUAGCUGAGUAUCCACUUCAUCUCCUGGCAAUUGUACAUAACGCACUACUGAUCCUCGAAUAAAACAAUUUUUUACAGACAA